GCGGAAAUCAAAGAGAAAAAGCUCGUGAAAAAAAUCUAAAAAAACAGAAACAAACUCCCAAGAAAAAAGAAGACGGAAACACUUUCAAGAAACGUGCUGAAAGUGACGCUGAAAUCAUGAGACAAAAACAGCAAAAAGCUUUAGAGAAAAAAUCCGAGACCACUUCUUAA
Dentiscutata erythropus is the source of this 170-nucleotide messenger RNA. Lineage: Eukaryota; Fungi; Glomeromycota; Glomeromycetes; Diversisporales; Gigasporaceae. The record is from the annotation of a GenBank genome assembly.